AUGAGCUGGCUACAGACACAUAAAGUCUCUAUUCCGUUUCAUCAAACCCGUGACGGCAAGUACGUUUUUGCCAUCCAAUUACAAAAGCGUUCACGGCAAGACAUUAUGAGUGCAUGCUCUCGACAGGUUCUUCAGGGUAAAAAUCGUCAAAACUACGGAAAUAAAAAUGGGGUAGACAGCGCGUCAGGAGGCCAGAUUACAGCUAUGCGGUCAUAUUCACAGUUCCGGAAGCUUUGGAAAGUCCUGACCUUUGCCACGAAAAAGCAUUCAGCCGCAUUGCUGUCAUACUCCAAUAGUACCGGACCAACCCGCGUAGAGCACCCAUUAAUCUGCCACUGCCAAAACUGGGGCUGUGCUUUUCGUAGCUUUCAUUGCUGUCUGAAAAGCUACUCGUUUCCGUCAAAAUUCCUAAUUAAGAGCCGUACAACCUCCGCGCUUGAAACUCGACGCCAAGGACUGGAGCUAUUUGUCAUGACUGUGCAAGAUCUCUUUAAUGCAUUCCCUCGUACGUUACUUCAAAGUACCGAUGCGUUGAAAAGUUGCAAGGUGCUGAUGGCUUUGGGCAUUUUCUUUGGAUUUAGUGAAAAAAAUCACGCCAACUUGGCGCUACUAACCAGACUGCAGCUUUCGCCUGCCCAGACGAACUUUGGAAAAAGACAAUGUAUUAGAUCUGACAGUGCGGUGAGCGCCAUUACAUGUAAUAGCAACAGUCGGAGUGGCGUUGAUAGCUGCAUUGCAUUGAACAUCAAUGAUGACAAGGACAGUUGUAGCAAAAUAAAAACGUCAUCAGCAGAAGAGGAGUCCAUGGAUGCCGGCGUUGCAUACUAUCUAAGGGACAUGGAGUUACAUUUCACAAACCAUAAAAACAUCGAUUCCGAGCUCAUCCAACGAGAGUUUCAGGGAUUCUCAGUGUUACCGAAUGACAUGUGUAGCAACGACAAUAUUUCGUCGAUACAUCAUACGUCUACCAAGUACUUGACCUCCCCUCAUCGCGGCAGUAUCUCUAUGGAAUCUAGUAGUCAUUGGAUCCGAUGCAGCCGCAGCUCUGACGCUAGACUUCAUACUACUUUCUUGGUACGAAAUCCUGCCGUAGCAACGCGUAGUUGUGCAGCUACUUUCAAUACAAAGGCGUCGCGAACAUUGUUGCCUGGUCUACCCCAUUUAUUGCGUACAAGCGAGAAGACAUCGACCCGCUCGUUUCUUGAAGUGUUCAAAGACCAUCUUAUGAUGGACCCGCGGGCCCUUGGAAGCUCCGCUCAACCGAUUGGAGAUUGGAACGAGGAUCGCCAGUGGGAGCUUGCGCUGUAUGUGGCGAGUCAAAUUGGCCAUGUGUACGCGGUGGAAUCCAUUUUGUACCGUGGACCAGACCCAAACGCGGUGAUGGAAGAUGGAUUGUCGAGUUUACAAGUAGCGUGUCGUGGCGGUCAUCGGAGUAUUGUGGCAAUGCUGCUAACUAAUGGAGCCGACACAAACAUCACAGACUCUAACGGCGUGUCGCCCUUGCUUUCUGCCGUGCAGUUGGGAGACCAUGAGAUCGUGGGAAUGCUGGUCGAACACGGAGCAAACGUUAAUCUGUGCAACGCCAACAGUGUGUCUCCUGUGCACGUGGCUGUUGCAUACCAGACGCUACCCAUACUGCGGCUAUUGCUUAAGCACGAUGCUUUCGUUAACACAAAAAACAACUUUGACGGCAAGACACCAUUGCAUCAAGCAGCUCAAUCUGGCAGUUUGCCGAUGUGCAAACUACUGUUAAAUCACGGAGCUAGCAUUCAUUACCAAACUGCACGUGGACUCAACGUUGUAGAUGUGGCCAAAUCGCAUGGUCACGAGAACAUCGCAAGAUAUUGCCUUAACUUUGAGAGCAACCAAAAAGUUAUGCAGCAUGAAAGGUUUUUGAUGACAAACAACACUGCAAGUGCCUCGACAUUGGAGUGCUCACAUGAAGUUAGAAUUGUUUCUGAAGACGGAUGCGCGUAUGCUAUUCUGUGA
This is a messenger RNA of Peronospora belbahrii, 1989 nucleotides long. NCBI's taxonomy places the organism in Eukaryota, Oomycota, Peronosporomycetes, Peronosporales, Peronosporaceae. The record is from the annotation of a GenBank genome assembly.